Cebus imitator (Panamanian white-faced capuchin) is the source of this 4158-nucleotide messenger RNA. It is a transcript of the gene ECT2, whose product is annotated as epithelial cell transforming 2. The transcript is spliced from 25 exons. Gene Ontology annotation, biological process: nervous system development; mitotic cytokinesis; regulation of cytokinesis, actomyosin contractile ring assembly. The record is from RefSeq and is a predicted model, not a curated record. Lineage: Eukaryota; Metazoa; Chordata; Mammalia; Primates; Cebidae. Gene Ontology annotation, cellular component: nucleus; cell cortex. Bases 191 to 2935 code for a protein of 914 amino acids. Gene Ontology annotation, molecular function: guanyl-nucleotide exchange factor activity; GTPase activator activity.
CCUGCCUAUGGGAAAGAGGCUGACAUCCCGCGCCAAUCGGCAUGGCUCUUACAGAGAGCUGCUCACUUUUUGAAUCAGUUGUGGCGGCCCCCGGCAAGGAAUGGCGAUGUCUGUGAGAGGAGUCGGCGUUUGAACAGGCGGAACGCUCAGGGCAUUGUUUUGAGAGUGCUGAUUUAGAAGAAUACAAACCAUGGCUGAAUAUAGUAUGUUAACAUCCACUACCAGGAGGACUAGCUUGGCAGACUCUUCCAUUUUUGAUUCUAAAGUUACUGAGAUUUCCAAGGAAAACUUACUUAUUGGAUCUACUUCAUAUGUAGAAGAAGAGAUGCCUCAGAUUGAAACAAGAGUGAUAUUGGUUCAAGAAGCUGGAAAACAAGAAGAACUUAUAAAAGCCUUAAAGACUAUUAAAAUAAUGGAAGUCCCUGUUAUAAAGAUAAAAGAAAGUUGUCCUGGAAAAUCGGAUGAAAAAUUAAUAAAAAGUGUUAUUAAUAUGGAAAUUAAAGUAUGCUUUGUAAAGAUGGAGUCAGUGGAAGAAUUUGAAGGCUUGGAUUCUCCAGAAUUUGAAAAUGUAUUCGUAGUCAUGGACUUUCAGGAUUCUGUCUUUAAUGACCUCUACAAGGCUGAUUGUAGAGUUAUUGGACCACCAGUUGUAUUAAAUUGUUCACAAAAAGGAGAGCCUUUGCCAUUUUCAUGUCGCCCAUUGUAUUGUACAAGUAUGAUGAAUCUAGUACUAUGCUUUACUGGAUUUAGGAAAAAGGAAGAACUAGUCAGAUUGGUGACAUUGGUCCAUCACAUGGGUGGAGUUAUUCGAAAAGACUUUAAUUCAAAAGUUACACAUUUGGUGGCAAAUUGUACACAAGGAGAAAAAUUCAGGGUUGCUGUGAGUCUAGGUACUCCAAUUAUGAAGCCAGAAUGGAUUUAUAAAGCUUGGGAAAGGCGAAAUGAACAGAAUUUCUGUGCAGCAGUUGAUGACUUUAGAAAUGAAUUUAAAGUUCCUCCAUUUCAAGAUUGUGUUUUAAGUUUCCUGGGAUUUUCAGAUGAAGAGAAAACCAAUAUGGAGGAAAUGACUGAAAUGCAAGGAGGUAAAUAUUUACCACUUGGAGAUGAAAGAUGCACUCACCUUGUAGUUGAAGAGAAUAUAGUAAAAGAUCUUCCCUUUGAACCUUCAAAGAAACUUUAUGUUGUGAAGCAAGAGUGGUUCUGGGGAAGCAUUCAAAUGGAUGCCCGGGCUGGAGAAACUAUGUAUUUAUAUGAAAAGGCAAAUACUCCUGAGCUCAAGAAAUCAGUGUCAAUGCUUUCUCUAAAUACCCCUAACAGCAAUCGCAAAAGACGUCGUUUAAAAGAAACACUUGCUCAGCUUUCCAGAGAGACAGAUCUGUCACCAUUUCCUCCUCGUAAGCGCGCAUCAGCUGAGCAUUCCCUUUCUAUAGGGUCACUGCUAGAUAUCUCCAACACACCAGAGUCUAGCAUUAACUAUGGAGAAACCCCAAAGUCUUGUACUAAGUCUUCUAAAAACUCCACUCCGGUUCCUUCAAAGCAGUCAGCAAGGUGGCAAGUUGCAAAAGAGCUUUAUCAAACUGAAAGUAAUUAUGUUAAUAUAUUGGCAACAAUUAUUCAGUUAUUUCAGGUACCUUUGGAAGAGGAAGGACAACGUGGUGGACCUAUCCUUGCACCAGAGGAGAUUAAGACUAUUUUUGGUAGCAUCCCAGAUAUCUUUGAGGUACAUACUAAGAUAAAGGAUGAUCUUGAAGACCUGAUAGUUAAUUGGGAUGAGAACAAAAGCAUCGGUGACAUUUUUCUAAAAUAUUCAAAAGAUUUGGUAAAAACGUACCCUCCCUUUGUAAACUUCUUUGAAAUGAGCAAGGAAACAAUUAUUAAAUGUGAAAAACAGAAACCAAGAUUUCAUGCUUUUCUCAAGAUAAACCAAGCAAAACCAGAAUGUGGACGGCAGAGCCUUGUUGAACUUCUUAUCCGACCAGUACAGAGGUUACCCAGUGUUGCGUUACUUUUAAAUGAUCUUAAGAAGCAUACAGCUGAUGAAAAUCCAGACAAAAGCACUUUAGAAAAAGCUAUUGGAUCACUAAAGGAAGUAAUGACGCAUAUUAAUGAGGAUAAGAGAAAAACGGAAGCUCAAAAGCAAAUUUUUGAUGUUGUUUAUGAAGUAGAUGGAUGCCCAGCUAAUCUUUUAUCUUCUCACCGAAGCUUAGUACAACGGGUUGAAACAAUUUCUCUAGGUGAGCACCCCUGUGACAGAGGAGAACAAGUAACUCUAUUCCUCUUCAAUGAUUGUCUAGAGAUAGCAAGAAAACGGCACAAGGUUAUUGGCACAUUUAGGAGUCCUCAUGGCCAAACCCGACCCCCAGCUUCUCUUAAGCAUAUUCACCUAAUGCCUCUUUCUCAGAUUAAGAAGGUACUGGACAUAAGAGAGACAGAAGAUUGCCGUAAUGCUUUUGCCUUGCUUGUGAGGCCACCAACAGAGCAGGCAAAUGUACUACUCAGUUUCCAGAUGACAUCAGAUGAACUUCCAAAAGAAAACUGGCUAAAGAUGCUGUGUCGACAUGUAGCCAACACCAUUUGUAAAGCAGAUGCUGAGAAUCUUAUUUACACUGCUGAUCCAGAAACUUUUGAAGUAAAUACAAAAGAUAUGGAUAGUACAUUGAGUAGAGCAUCAAGAGCAAUAAAAAAGACUUCAAAAAAGGUUACAAGAGCGUUCUCUUUCUCCAAAACUCCAAAAAGAGCUCUUCGAAGGGCCCUUAUGACAUCCCACAGCUCAAUGGAGGGAAGAAGUCCUUCCAGCAGUGAUAAGCAUGGAAUGAGUCGUCUUUCAAGCACAUCAUCAUUAGCAGGUAUCCCUUCUCCCUCCCUUGUCAGCCUUCCUUCCUUCUUUGAAAGGAGAAGUCAUACAUUAAGUAGAUCUACAACUCAUUUGAUAUGAAGCUUUAGAAAAUAUUAAAUUAUAGAAAUGUAUAAACACCUCAUACUCAAAUAAGAAACUGACUUAAAUGGUACUUGUAAUCAGCACUUGGUGAAAGCCGUUAGGAAGAUAAGUAACACUAAACUAUGCUAUUUGAUUUUUCUUCUUGAAAGAGAAAGGUUUACCUGUUACAUUUUCAAGUUAAUUCAUGUAAACACUGAUAGUGACUUUGAUGUAACUUAUCUUUUUGUUUGAAUCAGUCAUUCAAAGACUAGUCAUUUAAGAUGCUAUCAGCUGAUAUCAGUAGCUUUGCAACCCUGAGAGAGUAAAUAAGUUUUAUGGACAGGUGCCAAAUACUGCUGUGAAUCUAUUUGUAUAGUGUCCAUGAAUGAACUUAUGAAGAUAGAUAUUUAUGCAGCUCAAUUUAUGCGGAGAUUAAAUGGCAUUAUAAUACUGGAUAAAAACUUGCAUAGAAUUCUGAUUAAAUAGUGGGUCUUGUUUCACAUGUGCAGUUUGAAGUAUUUAAAUAACCACUCCUUUCGCAGUUUAUUUUCUUCUCAAGUGUUUUCAUGAUCUAGCAUGUGGAUUUUAAAAGAUUUGCCCUUAUUAACAAGAAUAACAUUUAAAGGAGAUUGCUUCAAAAUAUUUUUGGAAAUUGAGAUAAGGACAGAAAGAUUGAGAAGCAUUGUGUAUUUUGCAAAAACAAGAUGUUUGGUAGCUGUUUCAGAGACAGUACUGUAUAUUUAUGGUGAUUUUAGCCACUAGCAAAUCUCAAUUUAGUUUGAUAGUGUGUGGAAUUUUAUUUUGAAGGAUAAGACCAUGGGAAAAAUUGUGGUAAAGACUGCUUAUACUCUUAUGAAAUAAUUCUGAAGUUGCCAUCAGUUUUACUAAUCUUCUGUGAAAUCCAUAGAUAUGGGUAUGUUCAACUUUUUAUUGUGGUCUUAUAAUUAAAUGUAAAAUUGAAAUUCAUUUGCUAUUUCAAAGUGUGAUAUGUUUCACAAUAGCGUUUUUAUAGUCAGUGAUUCAGAAUAAUCAAGUUCAUAUGAAUAAAUGCAUUUUUAUUUCCUAUUUCUUUAGGGAGUACUACAAAUGUUUAUCACUUAAUUUUCAAGUAUCCGUUUUAAUAGUUUAACUGACUAUAGUGUUUUCUAUGCCACUUCUGAGAAUAGUGAAUGACUCUUUGCUAUAUUUUAAAAGCAAUGUAUAAGUAAGAACUUUGUAAAUAAAUACCUAAAACCCAAGUA